AUGCCGCGCGGUGGGAAAAAAGGUGGCGCACGAGCGCCACCACGCAAUGCCCCUCGCCUUCGCCCUCCCGGUGGUAUAGAGCGGCAUGCAGCCAGUUUCGUUCCUGCGAUUAGCCCAGCCGGGUUUACAUUGCAAGACGAAGCCCGCAGCACCGCUCAUCGCUCCUCACCCUGGAGCAGUGAUUCCAAACUACGCCACAGGCCGGUUGCCUUCAUCAAUACUGGAGCUGCAGAGCCUCUCAAACAACUAGAGAGCAUCUUGCAGAUUGACGAGGGGAAUUCUACAAGCAGACCUCAAGCGGAAAUCGAAGGACAAACCAUCACCGAUGGCCAAGCUGCUGCCGACACACCUUCCCACGAAUCUCAACCUGCUGUUUCGCUUGUCGAAGCUCACGUCCACGAGGCCAUGCCGGUCGAUAUUGCCGCCGAAAUGACGGAUGUCUCUCUAGACCCACGCGAGGUAGAGAAGGCUACGAUCUCCGGAGCGGAAGACAUCACUGGCGCUGAGGCUCCCAUCACACCUCUUCCCUUCUUCUUCGACGUCGUGGGAGAGACUCAACGGCUUGACGCAUUUGUCGAUCAAAACCCAACUCGUUCUCCAUCGCCUACGUCGUCCAACUCUAGCGAAGAUGUCAUUCUGUUCAGAGGUCGCAACAAGGUUCCCAGAGACAAGCAAAGUUCGAAGUCCAAGGCCAAAUCGAAGCUGAAUACUUUCAACCUGGGCGGCAUCUCUACCGAGAUCAACGUCCUGGAGAAGACCGUGAAAUCAAACAAAGACAGCAGCAGGGAUAUGCCUAUGAAGACUGUCGGAAACUCUACACAGGAAUCUCGUCGAAAUGCCGCUAAAGACUUGAAGCGACAGGAGGACGAUGAACUGAUUGCUGACUAUAUUGCCAACAUGAGGGAGUAUGGUGAAGACGAAGCCCUGAUGCCUGCCAAAGCCUAUUCUCGCCGUGACAUAGGCGGCUCUUUGAGCGAGUCUGAAGGCAUCGAUGACUCGUUCCAGACCGUCGUAGCCACGAGCAAGACCGAGGAGUUAUCAGGCGUCAACAGUGAAUCGGAACAUGCGACUGCAGGGGUUGGAAAAGCGCCUAAGGAAAGCGACGAGAAACCUGUCCAUAAUGCACAGAGGCGAUCCGAAAGGCGCAAAGUCAUACAAGAUGAUCAUGCACUAAGGGGAAUUUUUGAGACGGACGUUUCCUACCUGGCAUCACUCGAACAAUCUCUUGCUGAAGACGCAUCGCCGCCUUCUGACUCAAGCGACCAAGACGACGACGAUAUCUUCAGAUCAGCAGCAGAUAGAUUUGCGAAUGAGAUCGACGAUUUCGACUUCAUGGACUGGAGCCGCCCGGCGUUGAAGCCUAAGAGGAGCAAGGGUGCCAGGGGCAAGGUUCCCGUGUUUGACAUUUCGGACUCAGAGCUAGAGGGCAAGAUGCAAGCUGCGUGGAAGAACGAUCGCUUGAAAAAGGCUGAGAGGAAGAAAGAACGCCAAGCCAUGCGUAGUAUGGGAUUGUUGGGUAAACAUGCAAACCCGGAAGAUCUCAGAGUCAAAUAUCCCCACGGCAAGUUUCAUACACUUCGAGUGCACUCAAGGUAUUGGAGGCUGACUUAUUACCGCAGUCUCACACUACCGCCCAUGGACAACCAUGCUCGCAAGGUGAUUCACGAACUAGCCAGCAAAUUCAACAUCAAGUCCAAGUCCACAGGUUCGGGUGACCAAAGGCGACCCAUGCUCCACCGCACUUUCAGGACCGCCAAAUUUGCCGAUGAGAUCUUCGAUGUAGCAAUUGCUCGGGUCGGCCGCAAAUACUUCCCUCGCAACGAUACGGCAGUGCGGGCUGCCGUACAGAGGCAAUCGGCUCGUAGGGGAGGUGGUGGUGGACACGCGGGAGUUGCCUAUCGGGAUGGCGAGGUCGUCGGGGGUUCCGCGCCUGAGUUGAGCCAGGAAAACAAAGGUCGUGCAAUGCUCGAGAAAAUGGGCUGGAGUAGCGGUACGGCGCUGGGCGCGAUUAACAACAAGGGCAUUUUGCAGCCUGUCGCCCAGGUUGUCAAGCGUAGCAAGGCCGGGCUGGGAUAA
Messenger RNA from Colletotrichum lupini, 2076 nucleotides. Its product is annotated as G-patch domain-containing protein. Bases 1 to 2076 code for a protein of 691 amino acids. The transcript is spliced from 3 exons. NCBI's taxonomy places the organism in Eukaryota, Fungi, Ascomycota, Sordariomycetes, Glomerellales, Glomerellaceae. The record is from RefSeq and is a predicted model, not a curated record. Gene Ontology annotation, molecular function: nucleic acid binding.